Alligator mississippiensis (American alligator) is the source of this 2539-nucleotide messenger RNA. RefSeq names its product zinc finger protein 664-like. Gene Ontology annotation, biological process: regulation of transcription by RNA polymerase II. The record is from RefSeq and is a predicted model, not a curated record. The coding region runs from base 361 to 1299 and encodes 312 amino acids. Lineage: Eukaryota; Metazoa; Chordata; Crocodylia; Alligatoridae. The transcript is spliced from 3 exons. Gene Ontology annotation, molecular function: RNA polymerase II cis-regulatory region sequence-specific DNA binding; DNA-binding transcription factor activity.
GGGAGCGGGUCGUCGCAGCGCUGCUGCAGCCGGAGGUGACGUGCAGGGAGCAGGGCCGGGGGCUCCGGGCAAGAGCUGAGGGGGCAGGAUACAUCCCUCGUGUCAUCAAGGCUGCAGCCGGGGGUGGGGGGGCAUGUGUCCCCGCGGCGGUUCGCAUCGCAGGCGGGAGAGCAGCAGCGGCGGGAGGAGCCAGUCCAACACCGCGUGUGGACAGGCGGGAGGAGCCAGGAGAGAUGGAAAUCCUGGGGGCUCGUGUCUCCACAGAGGAGCCCCCGGCCCCGCAGCACUCAGGAUAUCAAGGUCCCACUCCUGACUUAAUCUGCAGCAUCCAGCGAGGACAGGUGGAGCUCUGGGUCUGUGAUGAUGAGGUCCAACCACAAAUCUCAAGAUGGGAGGACCUGCUGCCAGGACUGGUGCAUCCACCUAGGGAGGAAGACACACCACUGCACUGAGUGCAGGAAGAACUUCAUCUGCUUGCAAGACCUGUCCCAGCACGAGUGUGUGCAGAACCACUGCACCAAGUGUGGGAAGAGAUUCAGGCAGCUGUCCAAACUGGUGAGGCACUGGUGCAUGCACGCAAGAGAGAAGCCACAUCAGUGCUCAGAGUGUGGGAAGAGCUUCAAUCGCUCCUCCAGACUGGCUCUCCACCAGCGUAUCCACACAGGGCAGAAGAUACAUCAGUGCUCAUAUUGUGGGAAGAGCUUCACUCAGUACUCCAGCCAGGCUCGGCACCAGCAUAUCCACACAGGGGAGAAACGACACCAGUGCUCAGAGUGUGGGAAGAGCUUCACCCAGUUCUCAAACCUGGCUCAGCACCAGCUGAUCCACACAGGGGAGAAGCCACAUCAGUGCUUGGAGUGUGGGAAGAGCUUCACUCAGUCCUCCAGCCGGGCUCGGCACCAGCGUAUCCACACAAGAUGGAAACCAUAUCAGUGCUCAGAGUGUGGGAAAGCUUCCCCUUAUCUUCUGCCCUGGUCCAGCACCAGCUUAUCCACAUGGGGGAGAAUCCACAUCAGUGCUCAAAGUACUGAAAGUGUUUCCUCCACUCCUCCAAACUGGCCCAGCACCAGUGCAUUCCUGUCUGGGAGUGUCCAUAAUUCUGCCAGCAAUACAGGAAGGGUUUGGGGAUGUAUACCUGCUCAGCACCCCCCCCCCCCCCCAGUGUCUGCAUCCUGGGAAACAGUCUCAUGCCACGGGACUGCAGCAACAGUUCACCCUUUGUUCAGCCUUUCUAGGGCACUGCAAAACCCAAAGGACAGAGAGACUGGCCUCCCAAGUUUGAUGCAGGUGAAGGGUUAAAAGGAAAGAACUCAGGCAGAUGCCAGUCUGGUUAGUGAGAGAGGCUGAGAUGAUCUUUGCAUCAGCCUUGGAGCCUGUGCCAUUCCCAUCAUUCUCAGAAAGCAGCCUAUGCUUCCAGGGGAAGAAAAAUUGCCCUCACCAUAGGUGUCCUCCCCAAGACAGCUGGCUCCAUGUGACACCCAGGAACUGUCUUUGGCCGACUAUCAGCUUCGACUUUCCAGCUGGGCCCAGGGUCCUUGUAUGUGAGGCUCUAGAGUUGCAGGAAGGUUGACAUUUAUUGCUAGGGAAGUAUUCCCUGCCUUCUUCCCUGACCAUGCUUUUCAUCCCGUCUGCAUCACCCACCUCCCAGGCCUGCACAUGCCCAUCACGGUCUGCAAGAAAGUGCUAGUGCCACCCCAUGAGCCCAGUUUGGCAGGUUUUGCUUCUCAGCCCUUCAUCAGUACUGAGCACCACCAGGUGCCAGCUCCUCCCCACCCUUCCCUCCUUCAGCGGGGCUGGGGGCAUCUGCAGGCAAUGCUCGGCUCAGCCUGUGUGCCCAAGUGAAGAGAUGUGGGGUUUGGACUGUGAGUGGUCUGGGCUUGCCUGUGAGCAGGGGGUUUCUGUGCCCAGUCCCAGCAGAGGAAGAUGAGGCUGACCCUGAAGGGAAGAGGCUAUGUGAAAGGGAAAGUGCCGUUCAGGCUGUUGGACAGACAGAUUCGAUGCUGAGCAUCCCUGGGCUGAGUGCCCACAGUGUGGGGAAGAUGGGUUCUCCCUUUGCUAAAUCCCUGCAUGGCUGGGCCCCCCAGUACAGGGAGUCUUAGCUGGGGAAGGGCACAGGGUGUCUGAAAACAGGACAGACCCCAGGGCAGGACACGGCCAAGGAAGCAGCAUGGGCAUGUUGAGCCCCAGGUCAAGUCUGGGUUCGUGCCCGGUAUGCAAAGGCCAAUAAAGAUACCAGGGGUGAAUGUAUAAAGAAGAUUUAUUGCUAGCAAUAAAAGGUGCAAGCGGAAUAAUUUCACAUAACAAGCACACCGAUUUCUAAUUCUAAGCAUGUUUUAUACAGGGGUUCUGGACCUUCAUAAGCAUCCUUGUUUGCUAAUUGGCUAUAAAGGAGUGACGCAAGGAGUUCUUUACUGAGCAUGUCUCUAUACCUGUGUUUUACCUAUGUAUCUCAUUAACAUACAUAUAUGUUUCGUUAGCAUACCUUUUGCCCACCUAGGGGCGUGAUUUUCAGUAUUUUAAUGAGCUCUUUGACCCAGUA